GACGGUUGCUGAGCGGGGCCGGGCUCCGGGUCGUGGCGCCCGCCUCCCGCCCGACCGGGUCUCAUUAACCCGCAUCUGGCUUGUCCGGAGGGAACUCACCCGAAGCCGCGCGGGACGGGCGGGACGGACGGAGAGGGUCCCGUCCCCCGGAGCUGGGAUCAGGUGCCACAGGAUCUUCUCAGGAGGAGACGGACAGAGCAAAGGGGCCAGUGAGAUGGCGGACGAAGCCUUAGCCGGAUUGGAUGAGGGAGCCCUCCGGAAGCUGCUGGAGGUCACAGCAGAUCUGGCCGAGCGGCGGCGGAUUCGAUCAGCUAUCCGAGAGCUGCAGCGGCAGGAGCUGGAGCGCGAGGAGGAAGCCCUGGCAUCCAAGCGUUUCCGGGCUGAGCGGCAGGACAACAAGGAGAACUGGUUGCACUCUCAACAGCGGGAAGCUGAGCAGCGGGCUACCCUGGCACGGCUGGCAGGACAGCUGGAGUCCAUGAAUGACGUGGAGGAGCUGACCACGCUGCUGCGCAGUGCUGCCGAAUACGAAGAACGCAAGCUGAUCCGAGCCGCCAUCCGCCGCGUCCGGGCUCAGGAGAUAGAGGCUGCCACCGUGGCUGGGAGGUUGUGCAGCGGGCGUCUCAACAAGGGCGCACGAGAAGACAGUGAGGGCCGGGCGGCACGCAGGCUGGAGCGGCGGGAGGUGCCAGAGCAAGAGGAACAGCAGACAGCAGAGGUCCUCGAGCCAACCCCAACCCCAGAGGUCAGCAACCAGGAUGUGACCACAGUAACACUCCUGCUGAGGGCCCCUGGUGGGGGCAGCCCCAGCUCACCUGCCUCACCGGAUAGCUCCCCCACCCCUGUCUCUCCCGAGCCUCCACCAGAGCCUGCUGGAGCCCAGGGUUCCCCUGCUGAGGCUCCCAGCAGCCCCAAGCCACCUGCCAGUCCCCCCAGGACCACCGCCAGCCCUGAACCCCGGAAGUCACCAGUCCCUCCCGGCACAGAGAGACAGGUGGUCAACCAGCUCCUGCCAGGCCUUGCAGAACCCCCUGCAGCCCAGGACUCCCCCAGAGGCCCCUCCAACACCAAGAGAGCAGACCUGGCUGCACCCCGACCCUGCCAACGCUCCCUGUCCGUACUCAGCCCCCGCCAGCCAACCCAGAACCGAGAGCCCACCCUCCUCACCCCCGGAACUUCUCCGUUCCAGCGGGCUGGCUCAGUGCGGGACCGCGUCCGCAAGUUCACCUCCGAUUCUCCCACAGCUGCCAGACUCCAGGACGGCCCACCCCGGGCUGCCCUUGGGCCCCAGACCCCUGCAAAACUCCUGGGCCCCUCCCUCAUCAGCACCACCCCUGCCUCCUCCUCCAACCGCUCCUCCUCCUCCUCCUCUUCCACCUCCCGAUUCAGCAAGGAGCAAGGAGGAAUAGCCCGGCCCCUGGCCCAGCUUCAAAGCUGCCCCCGAGAGGAGGGCCCGCAGGGGCGGGGCUUGGCCGCCAGGUCCCUUGAAAACAGAGCAGGGGGGCCCGUGGCCUCCCCAGAAGAGCCCAGUGCCCCGCUGCCUGUGGCUGUCGGCACCACUGAGCCGGGGGGCAGCAUGAAGACCACGUUUACCAUCGAGAUCAAGGAUGGCCGUGGCCAGGCUUCCACGGGCCGGGUCCUGCUGCCCACGGGCAACCAGAGGGCAGAACUGACACUGGGGCUGCGGGCGCCCCCCACCCUGCUCAGCACCAGCAGUGGAGGCAAGAACACCAUCACCCACAUCAGCGGCCCUGCGGCCACCCUGACCCGGCUGGGCAGUGUCACUCAUGUCACCAGCCUCAGCCAUGCCUCCCCUGGUAACCGAGGAGGCUGCAGCAUCAAGGCGGCUGAGGAUGCCGGGACCCCCGUGGCCCACCCACCUGCCUUCAGCACCCGCCGCCGCUCCUCCAGCGGCCCCUCCCGCAGCAGCAGCCUCAUGGAGCCAGCGCCAGCUGAGCCUCCCUCGGUGGCCGUGGAAGCAGCCAAUGGUGCAGAGCAGACCCGCGUGGAUAAAGCAGCGGAGGGGCGGACCCCCCUGAGUGCCAAGGAGCUGGCGGCUAUCGAGGAUGAAGCUGUCCUGGACAAGAUGCUGGAUCAGACCAUGGACUAUGAAGAACGGAAGCUCAUCCGGGCGGCGCUGCGGGAACUCCGACAGAGAAAAAGAGACCAGAGGGACAAGGAACGGGAACAGCGGCUGCAGGAGGCCCGGGCCCGGCCAGGGGAAGGCCGAGGCAACACAGCCACUGAGACCACCAUGCGGCACAGCCAGCAGGCAGCCGAUGGCUCAGCCGUAAGCACCGUGACCAAGACCGAGCGGCUCGUCCACUCCAACGACGGCACCCGGACGGCCCGCACCACCACGGUGGAGUCAAGUUUUGUACGGCGCUCGGAGAAUGGCAGUGGCAGCACUAUGGUGCAAACCAAGACCUUCUCUUCCUCCUCCUCCUCCUCCAAGAAGAUGGGCAGCAUCUUCGAUCGCGAGGACCAAGCCAGCCCGCGGCCUGGCAGCCUUGCAGCGCUGGAGAAACGCCAGGCAGAGAAGAAAAAAGAGCUGAUGAAGGCUCAGAGUCUGCCCAAGACCUCGGCAUCCCAGGCGCGCAAGGCCAUGAUUGAGAAGCUGGAGAAGGAGGGCGGCACCGGCAGCCCUGGCACACCCCGUGCAGCCGUGCAGCGCUCCACCAGCUUCGGAGUCCCCAACGCCAACAGCAUCAAGCAGAUGCUGCUGGACUGGUGCAGAGCCAAAACCCGCGGCUACGAGCACGUGGACAUCCAGAAUUUCUCUUCGAGCUGGAGCGACGGCAUGGCCUUCUGUGCCUUGGUGCACAACUUCUUUCCCGAAGCCUUCGACUAUGCUCAGCUCAGCCCCCAGAACCGACGCCAGAACUUCGAGGUGGCCUUUUCGUCCGCUGAGAUGCUGGUGGACUGCGUGCCCCUGGUGGAGGUGGAGGACAUGAUGAUCAUGGGCAAGAAGCCCGACCCCAAGUGCGUCUUCACCUACGUGCAGUCGCUCUACAACCACCUGCGGCGCCACGAGCUGCGCAUGCGCGGCAAGAAUGUCUAGACCGGCCCGGUUCGGUUCCCCCACACCCCCUGACGCGUGUUCGGGGCCAGCUGCCGCCCCCACCCUCCUGGCACCGUCCCCGCCCUCCGCCAGCUUCGCCCACCGCUGCCCUGUCUGUCGCGACACCCUCCCCCGCAAACACACGCAGCAGCGUUUUGAUAAAUUAUUGGUUUUCAACGA
Ochotona curzoniae (black-lipped pika) is the source of this 3241-nucleotide messenger RNA. It is a transcript of the gene SMTN, whose product is annotated as smoothelin. Bases 215 to 3061 code for a protein of 948 amino acids. NCBI's taxonomy places the organism in Eukaryota, Metazoa, Chordata, Mammalia, Lagomorpha, Ochotonidae. Gene Ontology annotation, cellular component: filamentous actin; microtubule organizing center. The transcript has 21 exons. The record is from RefSeq and is a predicted model, not a curated record. Gene Ontology annotation, molecular function: protein binding. Gene Ontology annotation, biological process: actin cytoskeleton organization.